Messenger RNA from Paramuricea clavata, 310 nucleotides. The record is from the annotation of a GenBank genome assembly. Lineage: Eukaryota; Metazoa; Cnidaria; Anthozoa; Malacalcyonacea; Plexauridae.
AUGGGUGCAGUGGUUGUAAUGGGUGCAGUGGUUGCAGUGGGUGAAGUGAAUGCAGUUGGUGCAAUGGUUGCAGUGGGUGCAGCAGGUGCAAUGGUUGCAGCGGGUGCAAUGGUUGCAGCGGGUGCAAUGGUUACAAUGGUUGCAGCGGGUGCAAUGGUUGCAGCGGGUGCAAUGGUUGCAGUGGCAGCAAUGGUUGCAGUGGGUGCAAUGGUUGCAAUGGUUGCAGUGAGUGCAAUGGUUGCAGUGGUUGCAGCUGUUGCAGUGGUUGCAGCGGGUGCAAUGGUUGCAGCGGGUGCAAUAUGUGCAAUGG